Messenger RNA from Harmonia axyridis, 1245 nucleotides. RefSeq lists its product as uncharacterized. The transcript has a single exon. Bases 1 to 1245 code for a protein of 414 amino acids. Lineage: Eukaryota; Metazoa; Arthropoda; Insecta; Coleoptera; Coccinellidae. The record is from RefSeq and is a predicted model, not a curated record.
AUGGUGAUUUUGCUUGAUGAUACACCAAAGAUGUUCAGCUAUAACCCUUUCAAGAAAAAGAUAAGAGAGUUGUUCAACGAUGAAUUAUUUCCUCACUAUUUGAACAAUAUGGAAGAGUUCAACCUGAGAGUGUCCAUGUUUGAGCAAUGGCCUAGAGUGAGCAAGAAGAGUGGUCAGUGGAGAGGUGAAGACGUAACACUUCUUCAGAUCCUUGGUAAACUGCUCAAUGCGAAUAUAACAAUUGUAGAAACACCAGCCAAGGAUGGUUAUGAAGGAGCAUAUGAAAGUAUCAUGAACAACGAAAGCGACUUCUGCUUCGUUAAGUUUUUUCAGGUCGAUGAAUUUGACGACAUUGAAUUCUCAGCACCGUUAGAAUUGAAUUCCAUUGAAUUGAUGGUACCAAACCCUAAACCUAUACCAACAUAUCUAACAAUAUUCAUGGUGUUCAGUGUUGGAAGCUGGGCCUUCAUAGCAGUUAUGUUUAUUCUUGUUAUUGUCUGUUUUAAAGUGUUCAGUAUGUGUUUGAAUACCCCUAAGAAAUGGAAACUUGGUGAUAUAAUAAUGAUGAUGAUUUUGAUAGCACUGAACUGGAGCGUGAAGAACUUGGAGAAAGUCCAGAAACUUCUGAGGAUAGUCCUUUUUCCUUACAUAAUUAUAAGUCUCAUUGUAUCUGUUGCUUUCCAGAGUCAUCUGUUGACCAGACUUCAAUUUAUGUUUUACUACGACGAGAUUAGAAAUCUGAAAGACGUGGCUUUAUCGGGAUUUCCAAUAUAUACUUUUGUCCAUUUGCCAUACCCGCCUCCAGAAAUAAUAAAGGACCAGGUCAUCGCACUGUCUCACCUAAAUUACUCAAGAUUGACAGAGGGCAGAAAACUAGUAGUACUUGGCCUGCCAUUUCUCCAAAGAAAAUCCCCUCCAAGAAAACCAGGAACGCCUAAUAGAUUCAAAUUCUAUCCCAUUGAUCAAGUUUUAGCUCGUGGUUACGGAGUGUAUAUGUUUCGUAAGCAUUCACCAUUUGUAUCCAAAAUCAGCAGGGUUAUGUCGAGUAUAAAACAAUACGCGCUGACAGAGUCCAAGGUGGUCGAUAAGUCUAGUAGAAUUGUUGAAGAUAUCAAAAUGGAGGACUUCGAUAAAGACUACCUUACGCUGUUUGAAAUGGCCAGUGUAUUUUGUAUAUUGAUUUUUGGUCUAGCUCUCAGUAUUUUGAUUUUUUUAGCAGAGUUAUAUUAUGUGAAAUUUCAAUAA